This is a messenger RNA of Closterium sp. NIES-65, 1245 nucleotides long. The record is from the annotation of a GenBank genome assembly. Lineage: Eukaryota; Viridiplantae; Streptophyta; Zygnematophyceae; Desmidiales; Closteriaceae.
AUGCCGCUUCGCUCCGCAAUCACAGCGCCCUUCGUUUCUGCCUUCCGGCCGUGUGCCUUGCUCAUCCUUCCGCGCGCCUUAUUCCCAGUCAUUCCCGCGCCCAUGGCUGCGCACAUCCCUGCGCCCGUCCCUACAGCCAGAGGCGCGGACCUGUGGGCAACCAGCGCAACCGUUUUUACGCGAAGCCGCACGGACCGCCGAAGCCAAUCCUCGUCGAAAUCAGUUCCUCGCGAAUCGUCGCUACGGCCUCUGGCGAGCCGGCUUUCCUCGUCGCUCACCCACUGCGCCACCUACGCCAUCUCCUCUCCUGCCCAGCAAUUCCCACUCGCCACCGCCACGCCAGCACGGACCAAUCUCCGCGACGCGCAGAAACAGAGCAGGGGAGCCAGGGGGCUGCGUUGCGCAGGUCGUGCGGACGCGCAUGCAUCCGGGGAGGCGGGCGCGGGGGCCGCGCGGGGAGGCGAGAGCAGCGCGUGGCAGGUGGAGCUGGUGCCGUGCCUCACGGACAACUACGCCUACCUCCUCCGCAAUGCCGCCACCGGCGCCGCGCUCGUCGUCGACCCCGCAGAAGCCGCGCCCGUGGAGGCGCGACUGGCGGAAGGGGGGGCGGGCGGCAAGCUGGCGGCUGUGCUCUGCACGCACCACCACUGGGACCAUACGGGCGGCAAUCUGACGCUGAAGGACAAAUACGGCGCCACGGUGGUUGGCCCUGCUGCUGACCGGGAUCGCAUUCCAGGCAUUGACGUGGCGCUGUCAGAUGGUGACACGUGGCAGUUUGAGGGGCUAGAAAUGCACGUGCUGCACACCCCCGGUCACACCAGAGGCCACUGCGCGCUCUACUUCCCCGCCCUGGCAGCGCUAUUCACGGGCGACACGCUCUUCUCCCUCGGCUGCGGCCGCCUCUUUGAAGGCACGCCCUCCCAGAUGUGGGCAUCUCUCUCCCGCCUGGCCUCGCUGCCGCGCAACACCAAGGUGUACUGCGGCCAUGAGUACACACAGGCCAAUGCACGCUUUGCAAUGGCAGUGGAGCCAAACAACGCCGCCCUGCAGCAGCGGGUGCAUGAAAUCACCUGCCUGCGAUCCCAAUCGCUGCCCACUAUCCCCACCACAGUGGGCGGGGAGGCGGCCACCAACCCCUUCCUGCGCGCCGCCAGUGCAGAGAUCCGCCAGUCGCUACACAUGGGCAGUGAUGCCGCUGACGUGGACGUCUUUGCAGCUCUCAGACGCAUGAAGGACAACUUCUAG